CAAUCGCAAAAGAUAUCGUAAUUUUGGACUCUUUUAACCUCUACACAAAAGAGUGAAGAAAAACAAAAUAAGCAAGUGUCGUGAUAAAAAGCAAGAGAUCGUUGUUGUGAAAUAAUAAAAUGGUGUUAAUCCAUUGAUUAAAAAAAGAAGAAAUGCAUACUAAGUAAACAAAUAACUCAAGAUGAAGAGACGUACUUUGUCCUCGGAUGGAAAUGCCCCAACAACAUCACGUAAAAUUCCCCGUCUUGAAACCUCCAGCUCAGCAUCCAGGGAUCAAAGUGCUUCCUCUUCUUCAUCAAAUGAGAGCAACAAACAGAGCUUACAUGAUUUAAAGAAAUUAUCAGGAGGAUUAAAAAAGGCUGGACCAUAUUUAUUAGGUCCUAGAUUAGGCUCAUCACCAGUAAGGAGUAUAGUUCAAUGUCUAGCACGAAGAGAAGGAAGAGAUGAAUUCUUUACAAUAAAAAUUUUGACAAUGGAGAAACCUGAGAAAGAAAGUCAAGAUGAUCGUCAGGGAAAGAUGUUGAUGCACACAGAAUAUUCUCUACUUUCACUUUUACAUUCCCAACCUGGUGUUGUUCAUCAUCAUGGUUUAUUUAAGGAUGAAGCCUUAGAAGAAAAAGAGGUUGCAGACAAUAGCCGACAGACAGCACCUACUGGGCGUAUUCGUAGUCGAUUAUGUCUAGUAUUAGACUGUUUAAUUCCACAUGAUUUUUCUUCUAAAACUAACGAGCUAGUAAACUUACAACAUUAUGUUAUAAAAGAAAAGAAAUUAACAGAAAAAGAUGCCAUUUUAAUAUUUACAGAUAUUGUUCAAGUUGUUAAUAGCUUACAUCAGAAGAAUAUUGUCCAUCGUGAUUUAAAACUGGGUAAUAUGGUAUUAAACAAGGAGACGCGAAGAAUUACAAUAACUAAUUUCUGUCUGGGAAAACAUCUUGUAUCAGAAAAUGAUUUAUUAAAAGAUCAGCGAGGAAGUCCAGCGUACAUCAGUCCUGAUGUUCUUAGUGGUAAACCUUAUUUGGGUAAACCAAGUGAUAUGUGGGCUCUUGGUGUCGUUCUGUUCACCAUGAUCUAUGGGCAGUUUCCAUUUUAUGACAGUGUACCACAAGAACUCUUCCGUAAAAUCAAAUCUGCUGAAUUCACCAUUCCAAAUGAUGGUCGUGUAUCGGAGAAUACAAUAUCAGUUGUCCGUAAAUUAUUGGUACUGGAUCCACAGACACGGAUGACAGCAAGUGAAGUUUUAGAUGCCAUGGGAAGUGUUCUUGCUACAUGGAGAGUGAUGUCUUGCCCGAAUAAUUUACAAGUCGUACCAGAUGUUGAUAAUGACAGGAAAGAAAAAAUUAAAAAUCAGAACAAAACAAGUGACCUGGAAAAAAAAUUACAAGAACUUCUCUCCGAUGCUGACACAGAAACAAAAAUAGUUCCUAAAGGACCAAUACAACGAAGGAGAACAAACAUGCAUCCUCCAAUCAAAAGGCUUCUUACAGAUGCCCGACCCCUGACCACGGAAGAGCGAGAAGCCCAUCGUCAUAUUCUUCCACCUGAUUGAGGAUGAUAAAACAAAUUCGGAAACUUGGAUAAAAUCAUGUUCAUGUCCAUUCUAACUAAUCGUAUUGUCAUUUAGAAAUCAGUUUUAAGUGUUACUAGUAUUAUGGAUUGAUACACCUUAAUUGAUCGUUUGCAUUUUAUGUCGAUAGGUGGGUGUUGGAUGGCCAAAUGGUUAGAGCAUGCGCGUUGACGUUGUAUCAUAAGAUCUGUCAUUAAGUCAACUACCAUGGUUUCGAUUCCCUGGUUGUACGUGACAAGAAGUCGGAUCGCCUUUACAACUUCGUGGGUUUUCUCUGGGUCCUCCGAUUUCCUCCCAGUGCUAAAGACCCCUACGCACAAGCAAAAUAUAUUGAUAUAAAAUUAAACCAUGUUAGGCCCGAAAUUACCUAGCUUGUGUCGAGUGGACGGUUAACCCAAUUUCUCUCUCUUAGAUAAUGAUAAGAGGAUACCUGUCGAAACAUCAUGCUUAUAGAAUAAAGCCUGUGAUUGUUUUCCAUAAAAAUUGUGUUAAUAUGUUUCUCAAUCACUGAAUGCCACUUAAAGAUGUUCUUAAUUGUUUUAAUUCUUUGCAACCUGAACUAAAAUUAUGAUGUAUUUUAAGACAACUAAAUGCUAAAAUCAGGUUAUACUCAAUUUCUGAUCAAAUGGACAUAAAGGAUAAUUUUCUACAUGUAAUUACCAGAUAGAUUGAUUUGCACCUUGAUUUUAUAUAGUUGAAAUUUACUUAACACUAGAUAAUGAUGAAUAACAUGUAAGUAAAAAAUACACUGGUUGGAAUUGCCCUUUAACGUGGCUAAAUCUAUUUGUUAAGGCCAGCUCAAUUUUUGUCAAUGUUGUUGAGAUGUAAAUAAGGUUAGGGCACGUGAUUGUUGGCGAGAUUAGGGUAAUCAUUGGGGCUUGGUCCAGGGUUAGCGCUAGCCCUGUUUACAUCUGACCUAUGACGAAAAAUUGAGCUGGCCUUAUCAUUUAGCACCAACCCUUUAACGUGGAUAUGUUAAAUUGAAGACUAAGGGGAGAUAAGCAUGUACAUGUAAUAAUAUUAAAAACCUUUUAUCAUAUUAAAAUGUUAUGUAGUUGAGGUAUAUUUUGGUUGUCAGAUUUUAUGUAUAAAGUAUGUUUUGUUGAAAAUUAAAAAUAUA
Messenger RNA from Patella vulgata (common limpet), 2684 nucleotides. Its product is annotated as serine/threonine-protein kinase 40. The coding region runs from base 182 to 1546 and encodes 454 amino acids. The transcript is spliced from 9 exons. Gene Ontology annotation, molecular function: ATP binding; protein kinase activity. Gene Ontology annotation, biological process: protein phosphorylation. NCBI's taxonomy places the organism in Eukaryota, Metazoa, Mollusca, Gastropoda, Patellidae. The record is from RefSeq and is a predicted model, not a curated record.